This is a messenger RNA of Cherax quadricarinatus, 6017 nucleotides long. Its product is annotated as leucine-rich PPR motif-containing protein, mitochondrial. Gene Ontology annotation, cellular component: nucleus; mitochondrion. The record is from RefSeq and is a predicted model, not a curated record. Gene Ontology annotation, biological process: regulation of mitochondrial translation. Gene Ontology annotation, molecular function: mRNA 3'-UTR binding; protein binding. NCBI's taxonomy places the organism in Eukaryota, Metazoa, Arthropoda, Malacostraca, Decapoda, Parastacidae.
UGGUCCUAUAUUCCCACAACAACAAUGGCCGUCAGGUUGAGGUUGCUGCUACAAUUCGCUGCUCUUAAACGACCAUUAAUUACACAUUCCGCUAAUUACCGACCUAAAUUACUAGUAAAAUACGUUAAUGGCCGCCAUCUUGACCUCCAUAAUGCAAGGUCGUUAUGCAGCACAACUUUCUACGACGGUCAGUCAGCAUCGACUGAGAGACGAGCGGAAAAUAGUCUUCCGAAGUCCAGUACAAGUGAAGUCGUCAACUCGCCGCUACCGCCGCUCGGCGAGAUUGACAAAUCGGAAAUUUCCGAAGCUUUCAAAAUGCUGAAAAUGAAGCUUGAGAAGCUCGGCCAGUUGACGGUGAGCGACCUGGAGAGAGCUCUAGCGAGCUUGGAGGCUCACUCGGACGACCUGACGGACGGCGAUUGCGAGAAGCUGCUGGGGUUCACCCUCAGGAUGGCGCAGGAUGACUACCGGCCGUGUGCGAGCGUUGUUCAGGGCGUCUGGAAGCUGUGUUCCCAGAGAUCAAAUGCCAGACUCACCCUGGAGCACAUUGACUUAUAUCUACGUAUAAAUCUGCACACUGACCCCUUGUGUACAUCUGAGGACAUAUUGGACCUCAUGGAGACGCAUCAACUGGAAGCAAGUUAUAAAGUGUUGGAGUCGUUGAUACUGGUGGUGGGUCGCAGCGGAGACCUGGCUGGGGCUACUAGGGUCUUGGCUCUUAUGAAGGAGAGGAACUUGCCAGUCACAGAGACCAUCUUCAGUGCAUUCAUUAUGGCACACGCUUCAACCGAUGAUUGUAAGAGUAUAGAAUCAGUGUUGGGUGCUAUGACGAGCAUGCAGAUCACACCCACCAGCAUCACCUAUGAAGCCAUGAUGUAUGCUUAUGGCGUGUCUGGACAUGCUGCCAAGAUGAAGCAAGUGGAAACACAGAUGAAACAAGCUGGCAUAGCCUUAUCUCACGCUCAACUGACAUGGCUUCUGCUGCACCUGGCCAAGAGUGGCCAAUCUGGGGCCAACUUUGAAAAUUUAGAUUAUGUUGUGCAACUAAUGAGGGAAAGUGAAAGUCGUCUGGAUUUGUCGCGGACGAUUCUGCAGUUGAUACACUGUGGUUGUUUGCGUGAGGCUGUGUAUCUCAUGCCCUUGAUCCCGCUGAUACACAACAAUAAUCACCUCUAUGCCAAUGCUGCCGUCUAUGUACAGGAGAUGGUCUACGCUCACACAGACAUCAGUCUCAUAGUAGAAAUGUGCAAGCAAUUGCAGCUGCAGGAAAUCAAUCGCUUUGCUCUGCACGUGGCCUUGGAACACGCCCUCCGCAUGAAGAAGGAAGAGCUGGCAUGGUUGCUGCUGCGGGUCGUCAAGGAGAGCGGUUGUCCCCUCAGGGAACACUAUUUCUGGCCGUUGUUGUGUAUGAAUGCUGUAGCCAGUGAGCCUGCUAAGCUCCUGGAAUGUGUUCGGAAGAUGAUUGAAAUGGGCCAGACUCCCGGCUUGGAGACGCUCAGAGAUCACAUUAUUCCUGGCCUCAUCGUCAGUCACCCGGAUCUCACCCUGCAGAUGCUCACCCGUGCAGGGUUGACGCUGACCAUGGCGGCAACGCCUCUACUCAUUGUUCUCAUCAAAAAUAGCAUGCUUAAUCAAGCGAUUGAAUUUGUUAAGAAACAGAAGGCGACCUUCUCUCUACGCAACCUUAUGGCCCAUUUGGCGUCCGCUUGGCCGUCCAACCCCCGGACCAUCAUUGAAUUGCUGGCUCUAAUUAUCAAGAAAAACAAAGAGGACACGACUGAAAGUGAGGUCGGUGAAGAUGACUGGGGUGGACAGUUUGUGUUGGACUUGGCGGCUUCGAGGACCGGCUUGAGUGUUGAGAAAAUUCGUCCCUUGUUUGAGGAGCUCAGGAAAAACGAUGUAACAAUCUCGGAAAGUUCCGCCGACCUGCUGAUGACCCGGUCCAACAGGUCGAUACAAGAGGCAAUCAGAAACAACAUCAAUAUUAUUCUUGACCCCAGAAUGGGUCAGCCUCCCAAGGAGCAAGAAUACAAUAUUCUUCCUCAUCCGAGGAGUAUGACACUGGAGGAGCUGGAUGGUCACAUGGUGGAACUACAGAGUAAGGGUAUGAACGUGCGAGGAACCCUACGUAAACUGAUGCUCCAGCAUGCUACCAAGAACCAACCCCAGCAUGUUUUAGCUCUCAUGAAGAAGGCAAAAGAGAUCGGCAUUAAAGCGAGUGCCGGAAUGAUGGCGGGAAUUAUUGCAGCGUAUGUCAGUUGCAGGAACGCUGAUGCAGCCUUGGACAUGUUAUCCGAAUUGCAAGUGCAACAUGCUGGGUUCUCCCUGGAUUCUUUCAAAAUUAUUGACCUGUGCACUCUUUUGAUAGAAGAAGGAAGAAGCGAUGAGGGUGUUCUGUUGCUUGAAGAAUAUAUUGAGAAAAACGUCAAGGUGGCAUUUGAUGCCACCGGAAUCAGAAGGAACUGCAGGAAUCUGUUGAUGGCUGCUGCGACGACGGGCGACUGCGAGCUGACUUCUCAACUCUUCAGUAAACUUCUUGGCUGUGGCUUUGUCAGAGCAGAUAAUUUGACUCUUGGGGCUCUAGUCAAGUGCAGAUUGAAUAGCGGAGAUUUAGCAGCAGCAGUGACGGAAGCUGAAACGAUCCUUAAGAAGUACAAGUGUCUCCCAAUGAGGAUCGAAAUUCUCAUCCAUCUCAUUCAUCAUUUAAAGUGCCAGAAUGAGAGCAUGAGUUGCUUAGACGAAUCAAGGGACAGUGGCAAGUUGAACACUGCUGGCAGCUUACUGGACCACAUGCUGAACCUCAUCGCCGAGUGCCACGGGCCAAGACGUGCUCGUCACGACCUCUUGUUUGCAUGUCUGGAGGCCGGACAACCCGUGGAGGCCAGGAAAGUGGUGCAGAACUUGGGUGAAGAGUUGGACAUGAAGCUGCUGAACCGUCAGUUUGACCGGUACUUGAAGACUGAGCAAGACGAUGCUUUACGCCACUUCCUCACCGCCUCGAGAGGAAACACCCUCGUUGACCGUCACAGAGUCUUCUCCUCUCUCCUCAACAUAUAUUAUGUUCAGAGUGCAGGUGAUAAGGCAUUAUCACUGUGGACGAUGAUGCAGGAGGAGAGUCUGCCACCCUCGGAGACCUUCCUCUCUACACUGGCCUCGGUUCUAGCUGCUAACAAUAUGAAAAUACCUUUCCAGAUUCAGUGAUAUUUUAAGGGGAGGUUCCUUGAUGCCAGUGAGGGACUCUUGAUUCAAGGAAUUGUUGAUACUCUCCUUAUAAUCAAGGUUUAUCUGGAAAGAAUAAAGAGGCACAAUACUCUGGACUGAACAUGUCAACUCCAGGCUGAGGGACUGAUUACCUCAAACUUGUCCUCAUCUUCCACUGUUUUCUUCAUUGGACUGAAGAAGCCACUGGCUGGUAAAAUGUUUCCAGAAUAAAGAUAGCCAAAUGUUACACAAGUGUCUCAUUUAUCAACACAAAUAACCCGUACAUAGGAGAUGACAGGUCUCCUGUGUUGACGGGAAACAGCCAGUAUGCUGGAAGAAAAUUUCAUUCUCCUAUAUGUGGGUCAUUUGUGUAAAUUUAUACAAAACCAGAUUAUGGAGGUAGAAAAUAAAGGCGCUCCUCGGCUUAUGAUGGUUUGACUUACGACAUUUGCACUUUACGACGGUGCAAAAGCAAUUACUUUUGAGAUGAAACUUAAUUACCCGGCAUGAUGGCGGCAGUUCCUAACUUGUAUUCAAUACUGGUAUUUAGUUACAGUUAUUAUUGUUUAUUUUUCAAGUGACAGUAGCUAUUUAUUUACUUAUUUUUUUAUCAUAUAUUCAUAUUCGACUUAAAAUAUUUUCAACUUGCAAUGUUUUUGACUCAUGAUGGGUUCGUUGGAACGUAAACCCAUCGUAAGUCGAAGGACUGCCUGCAUAUUGAUACUGAUAAUACAAAUGUAACGACACACUUGCAUUCACUUAGGGCAUCUUCACUGGAUACAUUUUGGUCGUGGGAUCUAGGAGGUGACUGACGUCCCUCAAACAUAUCCAGCAGAUAGAUCCUAUGUAUAUGCAUGAAUGUCCUUUCAAUCCCAGUUCUCUCUCAGCUGCUUUAUAACCUCAUAAACACAAGUAUCCAAAGAUCACGAUAGUGAAGAAUGACAUGUACUUUUAUCUCUCAUGUACAGUGGACCCCCGGUUAACGAUAUUUUUUCAUUCCAGAAGUAUGUUCAGGUGCCAGUACUGACCGAAUUUGUUCCCAUAAGGAAUAUUGUGAAGUAGAUUAGUCCAUUUCAGACCCCCAAACAUACACGUACAAACGCACUUACAUAAAUACACUUACAUAAUUGGUCGCAUUCGGAGGUGAUCAUUAUGCGGGGUCCACUGUACUUAUCAUUGCCUCAUGACUCGUAGGGAUAAACAUUGGUGUCUGCCAACAGGUUAGAUGCAGUGUUUAUAUAGAAGCCUUUAAACUAUACCACAGGCGGGGGUAGAACCCAUGAUCAGAGAGUCAUGGAAGCCUUCAGUGUGGUGUCCAGGAUAAUUUUCAGCAAGUAUCCUGUUUUCCAGCAUAUAAGGCGUCCCUUUUUUCCCAACAAAAGUCUUGGAAAAUCAGCCUGUGCCUUAUAUGAUCAAGGUCAGGAGUCAAGGGUAGGCUUUGUGUUGCUGGCAAGUGGUGCUUUAUAAAUGGACAUGCAGUUAAUUGUAGUAAUAGAGUUGUAAUACAGUGGUACCUCAGGAUACGAACUUGAUCAGCUAUGUAAGUGUAUUUUUGUGAGUUCUUUUGCAAGUUUAUUUUUGGGGGUCUGAAACGGAUUAAUCUACGUUACAUUAUUCCUCACGGGAACAAAUUUGUUCGGUACUCGAACAGCCUUCUGGAACGAAUUAGGUUCGUAUCCCGAGGUACCACCGUACUUGUAAUGCUCCUGGACUUUAUUUGCCAGAAAAUAUGAUAUAAUUUAUGAAGGUCAAUCCUGGACGGAACUUUUCAUAAGAGCUCUGCAAACGUACAGUAAGCUCUUAUAAAGUUUAUCUUGUAUGAUUUUCUGUAAAUGUGAUUGAAAAGGUUUGUCCAAAAUAGAAUAUUGUGACCUAUGAAGGCCUUUAUAUGUGCUAUGAAAUUUUGGUUAAAGCCAAGGUCAAAGAUAUAUCUCCACAUGAUACAAUGUUUGUAGGGAGAUGAGUGACAUUUAGUUGUGCAUGUAGAAAGCCCAUGGUUAUAUGAUGACCCAUAGCUGGAACUUUUGGUCAUCUGACUGACGCCUUCUCCUGGCUUACCCCUUCACUAUUUUAAAAAUUAUGGUUACGCUUAUACCCAUCACUUGUGCAACACAUAGGUAUCUAUAUUGUGGAUUAUUAUUAUUAUUAUAAUCAAAAAGAAGUGCUAAGCCACCUUCUAUAUUGUGGAGAUGUGUCACCAGCCAGUGACUUCUUCAGUCCAAUACAAAGAAGAAUCUUUGAAGAUUAGGAGGAGUUUGGAGUUCAGUCGCCUCUUAUGAGGAGUAUGGCUUACGGAGGAAGGAUAAUAACCCACCCAUGGAGUAAUUUAUUAAAAAUAUUACGAAUAGAACAGUUUCAUAGCCAAAGCCUGUCAGGGCCAAGUCACAUCCACUUAAGAAGGAACAAGCACUGCAGAAGACCUACUGGUCCAAGUUAGUCAGGUAUAAGUCACCUACUGGCCCAAGCUAUGCAGGUCCAAGUCACCUACUGGCCCAAGCUAUGCAGGUCCAAGUCACCUACUGGCCCAAGCUAUGCAGGUCCAAGUCACCUACUGGCCCAAGCUAUGCAGGUCCAAGUCACCUACUGGCCCAAGCUAUGCAGGUCCAAGUCACCUACUGGCCCAAGCUAUGCAGUUCCAAGUCACCUACUGGCCCAAAGCUAUGCAGGUCCAAGUCACCUACUGGCCCAAGCUAUGCAGGUCCAAGUCACCUACUGGCCCAAGCUAGUCAGGUCCAAGUCACACAAGUCAGUGACCCGUGAGUUUCAAGUCCUGCCCACCGUGGGUUCUAACCCCAACUCAUUCUGUGACUUGUCCC